AUGUGCUCCCUAGAAAGUCCGCUAACAAUUUGCAUCACCAAUGCGCGGCGUCAUGAGCUACUCCAGCAACUCCGUAGUAACAGCGGCCAAGGGAGUGGGAGGCACAUGUCCCUGCCAAUAUCCUUGCCCGAGACCGCGAUCACACACUCAAAUAUAUCAGGCGAGAUCCGGCUCUCCAAUUAUGUCGAUUUCGUCAAGUCCUGCUAUCGCAGUCACCCAGAGGCAUUCAGUUACUACGAACAGCUGGUCGACCAUCUUGGGCCAAGCAGUAAGAAACCGAUCCAUACAUCGCUGGAGAAACCGAAGCUUUUCGAGGCGUGGCCAGCCUCGCCAUCUCAGACUUACCCGGUCUCAUUCCCAUUCGAAUCGCAAGAGUGGGACGCUCACUCCGAGAGACCUCGGCCUGCUCUCCUCGAGGGCUUCCCAUCGCCCGAUACUAUGCUACAGCUUGGCGCUCGAUGGAACCUGCGGCCGGAAUUCUUCAUCGAGCACAUCUUUGGUAACAACAGUACCAACAAUCGAGCCGGAUUUUAUGGCCGGCCAACGCUCCCGUCACGACAAGACAACAUCAUGCGUAUACAGUUCACCAGCUCGGUCCGGUCGUUGGUUGAGGGGCCGAGCAUGGAAUCCUACGUUGAAAAGAGAUUGGAGAUCGAAGAAGCAUGUCGACAGUGUGAGAAAGAUCUAUUCUCGGGCAAAUGCUAUGGGGCGACGAGGUUCCGGGAAAUAUACCAGCAAGACGCGUAUUACUGUAGCAUAGAGCAGACCAUAUCAUUUACUGUUAUUGCCGAUCGGAAGCCCUGA
Molecule: messenger RNA, 804 nt
Organism: Mytilinidion resinicola
Lineage: Eukaryota; Fungi; Ascomycota; Dothideomycetes; Mytilinidiales; Mytilinidiaceae
Exons: 1
Coding region: 1-804 (267 amino acids)
Source: RefSeq, a predicted model, not a curated record